This is a messenger RNA of Trichoderma atroviride IMI 206040, 1206 nucleotides long. RefSeq lists its product as uncharacterized. Gene Ontology annotation, molecular function: protein binding. Lineage: Eukaryota; Fungi; Ascomycota; Sordariomycetes; Hypocreales; Hypocreaceae. The record is from RefSeq and is a predicted model, not a curated record. Gene Ontology annotation, cellular component: nuclear pre-replicative complex. Gene Ontology annotation, biological process: rRNA processing; DNA-templated DNA replication.
AUGCUAUCAGACGAGCUCUUCUCUUCGGUGUGCGGGCCACCCAUAGCUGCCAACACGGCGAUAUCAAAAGACGUUGGCAUCUACGCACACACACUAUCACCCACGUGGGCUGUCAAGUCAUCCUUCAAGAAGAGCUCGGCACCAGUUCACUGUUUAGCUAUAAGCGAUUCUCAUGUGUUUGCUGCCCAAGAUCAGAAAGCUCAUGUUCAUGUCUAUUCUCGAGCCCGGGGAAACCAAGAAGCUCUUGUUCCUUUUCAGGAAAGGAUAAGAUGCCUCGCUCUCGCUGGGGACGUUCUUAUUCUAGGUACAGCUGAGGGCCGGUUAAUACUCUGGGAAACUUGUACAGGGCGACAAAUCACAACGCCUCCAUGCCAUGUGCAGGCCGUUAGCUGCAUUGCCGUAUCUCCUAGCCACGUGCUGUCAGCCUCGGAUGAUUCUAAUGUCAACGUGUGGUCCCUGCCACGUCUCCUGGAGGCUGGGCAGGAUAUUGGCCAUGAGCCUGAUAGGACCUUGUCCAACCACCGAGCUGCCGUCAUCGACCUUGUGCUGGGUCCAGGCUCCAACCCCGAGACGAGCCUCUGCGUAUCUGCAAGCAAGGAUAAGACCUGCAUUCUAUGGAACUACCAGUCAGGCCAGGUCCUGCGGACGCUGUUGUUCCCUACAGCUCCUCUCUGCAUAUCUUUGGAUCCUUGUGCUCGAACCCUCUACGUUUCUUCCGAGGAUGCCAGCCUCUACCUCGUUGAACUGUUUGGCGACAAGCCCCUUCUGGGAUCCCGCAGUGCUGAGCUAGCAUCCAUCGUUAUGCAGAUCAACUCUCCCUUGGGAGUGGCCGAUGAAGAUGUAGGACCUGCCUCCUGCAUGACAGUAAGCCAUGGCGGUACUUCCAUCAUUACAGGCCAUGUUAAGGGCAAGAUUCUCAAAUGGAAUCUCGUUGAUAACAGCCAUCCCGCGGAGUUGGCAAAUCUCAACGCAUCUGUCACCAAUGUGGUGUUUGCCCCUUUCCUUUCAGAGAAGAAGCACACUCAAGCUGUCACUGUCGUAAAACCAAACCAGUCUCAGAGACAGUACACUCUAACGACUCAGCUGGAGGGAGACUUGGAUCAUGAUACGAGAUUCAACCAGAUGCUUAGUGCCAACGGCUUCUCAUCUGAAACCAUUGCGCAAGCCUUGGCAUCGUUUGCUGCCUCUGGAGGAUCCAGCUCAUGA